CUUUGGAUCUUCAGUAGCUGAGGGAUAACAGAACAAGUUUCGAAAACAGAUCGGCAAAGGAACAGUAACACACUGAGGUUGGAACAGAGAUGUCAUUUUUAUUUGAAUGGAUCUAUAGGGGAUUUAGCAGCGUGCUCCAGUUUUUAGGUUUAUAUAAGAAAUCUGGGAAGCUGGUGUUCCUAGGGUUGGACAAUGCUGGGAAAACCACGCUACUGCACAUGCUUAAAGACGACAGACUUGGGCAGCAUGUCCCCACACUGCACCCAACAUCCGAGGAGCUGACGAUCGCUGGGAUGACAUUCACGACCUUUGACCUUGGUGGUCACGCACAAGCGAGAAGGGUUUGGAAAAACUACCUGCCAGCUAUAAACGGAAUAGUUUUCCUUGUGGACUGUGCUGAUCAUGAACGCCUUGCCGAAUCUAAAGUUGAGCUCGAUGCGCUGUUGACUGAUGAGACAAUCUCCACCGUGCCAAUCCUGGUUUUGGGGAAUAAGAUUGACCGGCCAGAAGCCAUCAGUGAGGAUGCGCUCAGGGGGAUGUUUGGCCUUCACGGUCACACGACUGGAAAGGGGAACGUGUCACUGAAGGAUCUGAAUCUGAGGCCCAUGGAGGUGUUCAUGUGCAGUGUGUUGAAGAAACAGGGGUACGGGGAUGGAUUCCGCUGGCUCGCUCAGUACAUCGACUGACCCUGCUGAGUGUGGCCAGGUCACUGAAGGUUUUUACCAUAGGGAGACUGGGAUGGUCCCCCAUUUCUUACUGACUCUUCUUACUGAAAAGGGAAAAAGGCUGCCCACCACUUUGGAAGCUACAAUGUACUGUAUUUAACCAGCUUGAAGUGAUGUGAGUGCCCUGGUGGUAAAUGUUUCAGCUCUGCUCCGAAAUGUUUGCCUUCCUUUUAAACAGUGCUUGGUGUUGGUGUGAUUUAACAUGUUUGAUGCUUAAAGUUAUGAAACAAAACCCUAGAUUGGCAGAGGCACCCCACUAACAUAGUUUCAUAGUUUGCCAUUGCAUAACAGUAAUGUCAACCUUUUGUCAGAGUAACCCAAGCCAUUCAUUUGCAUUGAAAUCAUAUUUAUUUUUCAAAGUAUAUCCAGGUGUGUAGAAUGUCAAGAGAGUAAGAUUUACAAAAAUUAUCCUGUCACUGAGGCACAAAGUGAUCCUUAGGUGAUAAUCUCUAAGGACCUUUGACCAGUUUGCCAUUCUAAUGGUACACAUUUGAACAUUAGAGAAUGAGAUUAUGUAAAGUUAAAAUGGGGUAAAUGACAGUCUGAUAUUGCUAAAGAUACCGUUCUAAGCUCCAUUUUAAGCUUUAUGUUAUCAUUCUCUCCAACUACUAUAAACAGCUUUGAGCCACUCUAAACCACUGCAGUGUGCAUUUUUAAGUAACAUUUGAACAGAAAAUAAUGGCAAUUGGUGAAUAGUGACACAUGUCCCUGUGCAUUCAAACUUUUAAUCAACGUGGUAAACAAUACAUUGUCUUAGAUUCAGUGUUGUGGAGAAUAGGUUUUCGGAAGGAAUGUGAUCAGUUUGCAAAGAAGUGGGAAGUAUCUUAAGAGUGAUCUGCCAGUCCUGCUGUUGCCUUUUACAAACCUUGCCAAAGACACAUGUUUAGAUCUAAAGGUAGCUUUAGAUUUGUCAUGCUUCACAUGAUGUGGAGGUGUGAUCAGUUCUGUUGACUUCAGUAUAAUGUGCUAAAUGAUAAUGGAGUGAUGGCCUCAUGAAAUGCUCUCAGCUGCUAAUGUACCAGUAAAAGAAUGAAGCCACAUCAAUACAAUGAACAGGAGAAAGAAGCAGCAAUACAUACUAUUAAGGUUGUGACUGUUGAGCUACUUAUGAUUUGUGGGGCAGGCCACAGUAACAUGCCCCUUAACCCCAUCCUACCUCCAUCCUAAAUAAUAAAUAAAUUAAGGUUGUAUGGUAGGUCUUUUCUAAUGAAACUUGCUGCCUCAGACACUAUCUGGGGAUAGGAGUGUGAGGCGUUAUGUAUCUGUUCAAUUCAGAAAACACACAGACAAUUGUCAACUUCUAUUUAAGGCUGAUUUUUUUCCUCUAAAGCCAAAUUAAGAUGACUUUUUUCACCAUUUGAUGGGACUGUGGUGACUUACUGGUCAACACCAGCCAUCUUAGUGCUCUGAUUUUAAACUAGUUAUGUGUUUACAGUGUGUUUUCAUUUGAACUGGAAUGCAUUUAGUUCAGCAAACGAUGUCCUGUAACACUAAAGGUUUUAUAAUUCUAAGAGUUUUUGGUAGUGGGAUGGGGCAAUAUUAUGUAUGUACUGUACAUGUCAUUGUAGUUACUGAAGUGUACAUUGUCUACAGAAAGCACAGUUAACUGAUGAAUCCAUUUUAGACUUAGUACGAUAAGUAUUUUUUGACUAUCGGCUGCUAAUAACAGUUAGAAUAUGAGAGUAGUUAUGAUAUAUGCCAUUGGCGUAAGCAUACUGUGUUUCUGUCUUGUAGAUAAUGUGAAAUGAAUGCACUUGUUAUUUGCUACAGGCUGUCUCCCUGA
This is a messenger RNA of Megalops cyprinoides (Indo-Pacific tarpon), 2508 nucleotides long. It is a transcript of the gene sar1ab, whose product is annotated as secretion associated, Ras related GTPase 1Ab. Bases 90 to 686 code for a protein of 198 amino acids. NCBI's taxonomy places the organism in Eukaryota, Metazoa, Chordata, Actinopteri, Elopiformes, Megalopidae. The record is from RefSeq and is a predicted model, not a curated record. The transcript is spliced from 7 exons. Gene Ontology annotation, cellular component: endoplasmic reticulum exit site; COPII vesicle coat. Gene Ontology annotation, molecular function: GTP binding; GTPase activity. Gene Ontology annotation, biological process: vesicle organization; membrane organization; endoplasmic reticulum to Golgi vesicle-mediated transport.